Messenger RNA from Lycium ferocissimum, 1523 nucleotides. RefSeq lists its product as uncharacterized. The transcript is spliced from 3 exons. The record is from RefSeq and is a predicted model, not a curated record. The coding region runs from base 492 to 1523 and encodes 343 amino acids. NCBI's taxonomy places the organism in Eukaryota, Viridiplantae, Streptophyta, Magnoliopsida, Solanales, Solanaceae.
UUUACCACUCAUCGAUAACUUCCCACUCCCCUAAAUUUAAGCAAAAAAAAACGUGUCUCUCUCCUUCAUCCUAAAUAGACGCCAUUAUUCACCAUAUCCAUUACUUUCAUCCAAUUUCAAAUCAGUUUUUCAAUUAUUCAACUUCCUUUUAUAUCUCUAAUUAACUACUCAUUGAUUUCUCUCACGUUUCAAAUCUAAUUCCCAAAAUAAAGUAAGAUUCUAUACAGAUUUUUAUUUUUUACCGUGUAUUUAACCUAUAUUUUGGGUUUUUUUUUUUUUCGUUUGAAUCGGGAAUGCAAGUCUAAGUAAGUAACUAUCAGUGUUUGUUCUUGGUUGUUUUUUCUUAGAUUCAAUUGGAAUGACUAAGAAAGCUGCUACUCCGAUGAGAAAUACAGGCUCUUAUGCUGAGAAUCGUUCAAAAAGAAUUAACGAUCCUAGGCAUUAUAAGGAAUAUGUUGAUUCGAAGAGUAAACAACAAGAAAAAUUGAAAAAUGUUUCUCAAAUGGAGAAACAAAAGAAGAGAAAGGUUUGGUGACAAUGUUGUUAAUGUUAAGGGCAAGAAAAUUGCUAAAGCCAAACGUAAUGUGGAUGAGGAUGAUGAUGAAGAGGUAUCUAAAUUUUUGGUUACCAAGCACCCUGCUGUGGCACCAUCUAUGUGUAGAUACACGAAUGUUAAUGUAAUGCAAGAUAUUAGAGGCAAACUAACAGAUCCACAGAUGGAUAUGUUUAGGAAUUCUUGUUUUGGUAAAUAUCUCAGAAUGCAGCAAUUGGAUGUACAAGCACAGAUUUUUCGGUGCUUUAUGGUCAAAGAACUUAGGGGCAGUACAUAUAGGUGCUUUACAUUUGAAAUAAAUGGUAAAGUUCUGCGUUUUGGCCUUAGAGAAUUUGCACUGAUCACUGGGCUAGAUUGUGUAUCUGAUGAAAAUGAUUUUGUUUAUGAUAACUCAAAACCGAAUAGGCUUAUGGCGGAGUAUUUUGGUAGAAAUCAGGAGAAUCAAUUGCCAGUUAAAAGACACGAGCUUAUUGAGUGUUUCAACAAGACUGUCUGGGAUGAUAAAGGGGAUGACGCAGUCAAGAUGGCAAUAUUGUAUUUCAUAAAUACGUGGGUACAUUGUGGUGAGCCGAACUCAACAAACAUACCAAGGAUCCAUUUUGAUGUUGUAGAGGACGGGAGAUAUAAUGAGUAUCCUUGGGGUAAAGAUUCGUUUAGAGAGUUGGUUGUAAGCAUCGGGCAGAAAUAUGCUGGUUUUAAGAAAUAUUAUAGGAUUCAUGGUUUGCCGCUUGCUAUGCAAGUAUGGCUGUAUGAAUGUUGCUCAAAAGUCCCGUCCACCAUUGCAGUUAAGACGGGGAAUUUAAUUCCUAGAAUUUUGAACUGGCGGACUACGGAAGGAAAACCAGAAUUCAAGAAAUUGAUGGAUGGCAUGUUCGGAGACGAUAAAAAUCCGGUAAAACGGUCUUUUAACGCUUUGUGUCUUUUACCAUUUAACCGUUUUAAUAUGUUUGUUUUACAUGCUAUAUUUUGA